GCAGAGGAACUGAACACCAUCAUUGGGAAUGCUUUCAAGAUGGCUUAUGCACAGCAGAGAGUGCGACAGCCCACAUUCAAUGAGCUCAUCGAAAUGCAACUGAAUGAGCAGAAAGCAAAGUUUGCAGAAUAUCAGGUUCAGGCACAAAAAGAGUUCAAACAGAAGCUUACAGAGAUAGCCACUCCUACCCCGUUCUCAGAAAAGGCGAUCCAGCGCAUGGAGAUGAGGCGACAGUCCAGUAGCGACGAUGUCCAGGAGAAAGAACUUGUUGUGGGCAAAAAUAAACUAUGGUUUUCAUUACAACGUAGUCCCAUCAAGGCUAAGCAAGCAGUGGAUAAGGUGAAGCAUCGGUCAGCUGCCAACGAAACUUUAAGUUCCUCACCCCCCGGGCGCAGUGAGUCCCCCACUGUCGGAGGGCGGCCCCAGUCAGAGGCUCUGAUCCACAACUACAGUAUUGGAGACACUGCUAACAAACGUAACUCCACUCCAGUACACUCCCUAAAUCAGAACGCUUCUUCCCUAGCAUUUCUCCGGAGUUCCUUUGACAGUACAAAUAACUCGGGGAAGAGUAAGGGAUCUCCAGUGACUGCCCUGAAGGACGCUAUAGACAAGGGCUUUUGUAACGGUUCUUUAUCUAGUCAGGACAGCACAGACUCCGGUGGACUCCUCAUUCACGACCAGGAGGGUUACCUUGCCCCGCAUAAUGGACGCCUACUUAACGAGGAUAAG
Pecten maximus is the source of this 729-nucleotide messenger RNA. RefSeq lists its product as uncharacterized. The annotation marks the transcript as partial. The record is from RefSeq and is a predicted model, not a curated record. NCBI's taxonomy places the organism in Eukaryota, Metazoa, Mollusca, Bivalvia, Pectinida, Pectinidae. The transcript has 3 exons.